Molecule: messenger RNA, 1388 nt
Organism: Cucurbita maxima (winter squash)
Lineage: Eukaryota; Viridiplantae; Streptophyta; Magnoliopsida; Cucurbitales; Cucurbitaceae
Product: GATA transcription factor 5-like
Exons: 3
Coding region: 112-1140 (342 amino acids)
Biological process (GO): positive regulation of DNA-templated transcription
Cellular component (GO): nucleus
Molecular function (GO): zinc ion binding; sequence-specific DNA binding
Source: RefSeq, a predicted model, not a curated record
UUUCAAAAAAGGCCAAUUUAUCCUUUCAAACUUUGGAAUCUGCAACUGCCCAUCUGACCCAUCUUUCCAUUUCUCCCUGCAAUUAUUUUUCCCCCCUCUCAAACAGAAAAAAUGGAGUGUUUGGAGGCUAAGGCUUUGAAAUCGAGUUUCCACUGGGAAUUAGCCAUGAAAUUUGCUCAACCAGACGAUAUGGUGGAGGAUGAUGAGUGUUCGAACGGAGCUGAUCUCGUCGCCGGCGAGGAUUUUGAGGUCGACGAGUUUUUGAACUUCUCUCAUGGAGAUUUCGAACAUGGGUCUGCUUUGAGAGUUGAAGAAGACGACGAUUACGAAGAGUUUGAGAAAAAUCGGCUCUCUGUUUCGCCGUAUUCGAACCAGUCCGGCGGGUUUCCGACCGCCGGAGAAGAGGGCUCGAAGGCGGUUGUUGCCGUUGAGCUUGCUAUUCCGAAUCAAAAUCAAAAUCGAAAUCCCACUUCUCAGGGCGAUGCUUUAGCGGACCUUGAAUGGGUUUCUCAAUUCGUCGAUGAUUCUGGCUCGGAAUAUUCCUGCGCCGCUGUGUCUUUGAACCGCUCCAAACCAGAAAAGAAACUCACCGGAGCUGUAAUUUCGUGUUUGCCGACGUCUUUUCCGGUCAAACCGAGGACGAAAAGGCCGAGACAAUUUCGUCAAGCAAAAUCCAACACUUCUUCUCUCAACCAAUCGUCGUCGUCGUCGUCCUUGUCUUCGUCCUCCGGUGUUUCCUCCGCCGCACCUUGGUUCAUCUUCUCCGACGCCGGCGAGAACGUGGACUCUUUGAACGUCUCCGGCGAGCCAACGAUGAAGCAGAGGAAAAAGUCGUCGUCGGCGGCGGCGGUUUUUCAACCCGUCGGCCCGACCGGUCAGAUUCCGCGGCGGUGCAGCCAUUGUCUUGUUCAGAGGACCCCACAGUGGCGGACCGGUCCAAACGGGGCCAAAACGCUCUGUAACGCUUGUGGGGUCCGGUAUAAAUCCGGUCGCCUCUUCCCGGAGUAUAGACCGGCGCUGAGUCCCACUUUUUGCAGCGGUAUUCACUCGAACAGUCAUCGGAAAGUGCUUGAAAUGAGGAAGACGAAAGAGGUCCCUGAACCGGCGUCCGAUUUGGCCCCAAUGGUCCCGAGUUACUAAACAAAGCGAACCGAGCUUGUUGGACCGGAAAGAUGAAAAAGACCAAAAGGGCAGAUUUUAGCUAAAAAGGACUCCAUUUUGUAUUUGUAGGGUUAGAGGAGAAAUUAGUCCAAGGAAUUGUGAAAUUAAUUUUAUUAAUUAGAUAAUUGUUAAUUUAGAGUAGAUUAGAUAUGCUUAGGUAGGAAAAGAAGGGGAUUUUUGUAUUACUUAAGCUAUGUUUACUAAUAUAAAAUACUCUUAUUCUCUCG